GGAAGUGGCUUGCUCGAGGCCAGGUGAACAGCAUUGCCUCAAAUCAGACUCACUACCAGCAGCAGACCGUCAAAGCUGGAUGACUCAAUUGUUUGACAAGUAAAACACAUGGACAGCACUACUACAACUUCUUUUUACGGUCUAUUUUUUUGUCAGCCGCACAAACUUGGGAGGAAGCUGUCCAUCAUGUUAGAAAACUCAAGACUCUUUGUGCUGGUCUGUGCAGCUGUCAUGUCGUUUAUCAUGUGUUCAGAUGCUGCAAGAGAAAGUCCCAUAACAACCCACAUGGACACUGAAGUGAAGCUCAAAGUCCUGAGACAAUUGUAUACGCCACAACAACGUCAUCCCCUCUACGCUGGUCUCUUAUCAACCGAAACUGGACUCCAAACAGGCACCAAUAUAGAAACCAGCAAGAAUUAUAGAGAACCUCUGUCAAUCAUUAACGAUCAAUCAAACCCUCUGCAGUUUACAGGACGUAGCUUAAGUUACCAUCAAAACAUCCCAGAUAACAAACCGCACCAAGCAGCAAUGACGACACAGAAUGGAGUGAGGCCAGCAAGCAGUUUUGAGAGAUGGCAAUCAAGCGUAAAUGAUCACCCUCCCUCUCAUGAAGUUUCCCAAAGUGGAAAUCCCUAUGAUUCAUACCCCGUCUUCAUUAGAAAAUCAUCUUACAAAGAAGCUGUUGUUCCUGUUCAUCAGAGCUCUAGUCCUCAGUAUGUCUGGGGCCUCAAAGGUGCUCAGAAAUCCUACAACCAAGAAAACAAUCUGAGAAAUGUCUCCCCAAUGGGGGCUAAAGAUGAAACUGUUUGGCAACCCUCUGACUCUUCUCUCUUUUCAUCCCAGACGGGUAGACAUUGGAGUACUUCACUGCCAACUUCAAGUGGGCAUUACAGCGGCUAUAAAGAGAUAAAUGAGCUUGCUGCACCCGGGCCAUGGAGUACAUCUAGUGGGAUUCAAUCAAGCAAAUUUUUCGGCUUCACAAGUCAAACUGCCCCCCAUGCACCAUCAAUCAGUGUCAGCCCAGACGCCUAUUCUGCUAUUAAACACCAUCCAAGCUCAAGAAAACUGACACAAUCCAUCACAGACUUCUCCCGCGGGUUGGACUCUGUGAGUAACAGUGAAAUACCAAGACACAAAAAGGUCCAGUCGUAUCUGUUCAAGGACUCCCAGGCCUCUUCUAGUGGACGUGACACAGUUAACACAGUCCCUGAUGAGGGAUCUGGUGCUUUUUCCACAACACCACACAAACUCUCCAAAGUUUACAGCAGGUUUUCUUCAAAUUUUCAACAACCACAGAGAAAAGAGCCCACCAAGGAAGUGCAACGUUUCUCUGAUAAUGCCAAUCCACUGUAUCCUAACGCUAAUGUGGCCCAGUAUGGUGCAAAGACCAAAUAUCAACGCACCUCAGCAGAAACUCCUGCUCCAGGGCCAGACAAAACCAUGGAAAGUUUUGUCCCUACACUUCAUGCAGAUUUCCAGGGUAGCUUUGCCACUGGCAGUGAUAAAUCUGUAGUAAAUAGCCUUGUUAACACAACCACAAGAGGAUCAGUGCAUGCUUACAAACCUUUACGAACCACAAAAAGCAUCUACGGCUUCAGAGGGUUUAAAAAUCCUACGUGGAAAGCUGUAAAGGAGCCAUCCUUUCCCUCCACCAGUGGCUCUAAUGAAAAAAACAUCUCCCGGCGAUACAGCUUUGACAAAGGAAAGUUUAAAAUCGCAAAUGUAUACCCUUCUUUGUCAGCAAAAUAUAGCUUUGGCCAUAGAGAAGCAUCCACAACACCAGCAAAACUUGAGAGGACACCCACAGAUUAUUCCUCACUUUCUCCUGCCACUGUAGAUGUCACCCAAACUAUGAUUACUCCAAGGCCGUCCACAAUGGGAUUUAAGGAAGCCUGGCCUCUGCUACCUGAAAGUGAUGCCAGCAUGGACAAGAAACCAGAUCGCAGACCGUUCAGAAUCUACAGGAGAAUAUACGGUCUCAAAGGAUUUGGCACUCGACCACUCGAGGGAGCCAAACCUUUAGUUAGUGAACCAAAUAUGUCUGCCAAAAUCCAGCAAGGUUUUGAAGGUUUUAAAUUGAGAAGCUGGCAACCAGAAAGCAGCAGGAUUCACAGGUGGUACAAUAAAACAGAGUCAAGUAGCAGCAAUGUAAAUGAACUAAGCAGCGAAGACCUUCAACCCCUUUUAAAAACCGCAGGAAGUACUGAAGCAGCCACCGGAUUUACAUCUGACGAACAUAAAAAGAACCGCAAAAUCUAUACUCUACUGGGCUUUCAACCUGUUCAGAAGAGAAGUGGAAAUGCUACUAACGAAACACAGUGGAUGUACAAAGAACAAAAUCCAAGUAAAACAUCUGCAAGUCACACAAUCUCCUCGGCUUAUCUCAGAUCAGCAGGCAACCUCAAAGUUGAACCAAGACCACCCAACAAAACCAAACCUGUUGAACAGAAGGCGAGCUUGUUUGGUCUUUCCACCAGCAGCAUGGUGAGAGGCAAAUGUGUGAAAGGAAAACACACCAAUGGAGAACGGUUUAAUGAAUCAACCUCCUUGACCAAUUAUACUAAAAACGUAGCCAUUGUCAGGCUGCCCAAGAGGCCCGCCAGAGUCAAAGCUGUCACCUACGCCGAUAUUCUUGGAAGUGCUUCGUUCACGGGUGUCAGAGUUACAACCCAGACACCAAUCACACAGACUGAUAAGGAUUAUUUUCCAAACGCUACAGCUGCAACCGAGCAAGAAGACAGGGCGGGUUAUUGGACCCUUGAGAACGCUGUGCAGAGCAGAUACAACAUGAGCAAAAGUCCCGAAGAUGAGGGAGAAGAUUUCAGCAGUGUUAAAGGAGUUGACUUGAAAACAUCAGAUUUAUUCCUGGACAGUGAAGGAAGUGGAAGUGGGGGGUUUAAUGUGCCAGAUGUUUUCUCAGCUGAUACAACAAAAAGUCAGGGAGGUAGUGAUGAUUUGUUAGAGCUAGAUUAUCUACGGAUAUCAACAGGGAAUAUGUCGUUCAAGUCAAUGAAACUGGCCCAUGCUGACAAAUGAAACUUGUGAUAUGGUUGGAACAAGUGCAAUAAAAGCAUAACAACAGCUAAGUGACUGAAUUAAUGGAUGUUUUUUUACGAAUCUCACCCGUUGCUGUGAAAAGAACACUUAGUCUUGGUUGUAAUCGGUUCACAGGAGUAGUUUCACAUUUUGGGAUCAGUAAGUAGCAUCUCGUAGCCAAGAAAAGGCCAGGAAAACAUGUUUUAUCUUCUGUUUUUGUACGAAUUAAAUUAAUCAGAUUUAGAGCUGCUGGUACGCAGAUUUGUUGACUUUGGAGAGAGCCAUAUAACUGACUGGUAAAAGAUUUUUUUUUUUUUACUGUUCUGCUUAGUUUAAAAAGUGAAUGAGAUAU
Messenger RNA from Larimichthys crocea (large yellow croaker), 3388 nucleotides. RefSeq lists its product as uncharacterized. Lineage: Eukaryota; Metazoa; Chordata; Actinopteri; Sciaenidae. The transcript has 3 exons. The record is from RefSeq and is a predicted model, not a curated record. The coding region runs from base 109 to 3036 and encodes 975 amino acids.